This is a messenger RNA of Balearica regulorum gibbericeps (East African grey crowned-crane), 999 nucleotides long. The record is from RefSeq and is a predicted model, not a curated record. NCBI's taxonomy places the organism in Eukaryota, Metazoa, Chordata, Aves, Gruiformes, Gruidae.
AUGAAUAACACCAGGCACCAGUCUCUGUUCUUUGUCAGUCUGCCAGAGCUACAAAAACUCUGUGCCUCUACAGUAACGCUGAGUUCUCAGAUACCGGAAACUGAGACAAGGAGUACACAGAUAAAGUUUUGCAGACAGUUAUUAUUCCUGCAUCAAGAUAUCCUUUCUGCACCUGUUAUUGGAACACUAAAUCAAAUUUCAGUUGUAAUGGCGAUACCAUUUUACAAAUCAGGAAUAUGUCAAACCUACAUAGAGAAACAAGGAGCUACCCUGGAAGCACCACAAACAGUUAGUCCAGCCAUUCUCCAAACCUGUCUCUCCUACACACUUACAGCCAGACUUGCACCCAGAUGGAACAAGGCUGGUCAUCUCUUGGUGCAAGGAAAAGAUUUUUUGUCUCAUUCAGGAAGGCAAAAUGCUGUUGUUAUAGACCUCAAUGUAUCAGAGAGACAGCUUUGCAUCAGUGUGGAGGCUUACUCAAUUCGGUUGCCACCCCCUGAGCUGGGAGAUUUUGAUAUUUUGCCAAACACCUUACAGCUGUUUGACAGCAAUGAAAACACAGUUAUUCACCAGCAUUCCAUAUUAAGUAACUGGUGCUAUGUUUUGCCAAGCAUGAAAAUGGGUCAGAUCAUAAACAUCAGCCACAUAAUUCCUCCAGAAUCUCCUUUCCGUUCAUAUGAAGAAUUUCAGAUGCACUGGAAGAAUCUGUAUGGAUAUAUUCUUCCAGCAGAUCUUGGAGAGACAAAAACAUACUUCAGUGUUUACUUCAAACCAGUAGGAGAAAGAUUCUUUACAUAUCCUUUCAGAAUAUUUGUGUACCCUUUAAGUUGCAUUCGAAGUCAACCAGUGCAGUAUUUCCCUAGAACAGAUUCAGAAAGUGUGUUGAACUCUUUUCUUUCUGACAUGAAGCGUGAUCUUUCACAUCUAUGUGGGUUUCCAGUAAAGAUGACAAGUAAAGCACUUUAUGCUACACAGGAACUCUCCAGGGCUCCGGUGCAU